This is a messenger RNA of Pyrenophora tritici-repentis Pt-1C-BFP, 1459 nucleotides long. Its product is annotated as Udk, Uridine kinase. Gene Ontology annotation, biological process: pyrimidine-containing compound salvage. The record is from RefSeq and is a predicted model, not a curated record. Gene Ontology annotation, molecular function: uridine kinase activity; ATP binding; ATP hydrolysis activity. Gene Ontology annotation, cellular component: cytoplasm. NCBI's taxonomy places the organism in Eukaryota, Fungi, Ascomycota, Dothideomycetes, Pleosporales, Pleosporaceae.
AUGGCUUCUGCAGGCAGGAGGACACAUUACGAACCGCCCUGGGGCAACGCCAGCAUCAUUGGCGUGGCUGGUAGUUCGGGAUCAGGCAAAACAUCUUUGGCAAUGGCUAUAGUGGCCUCUCUCAACUUGCCGUGGGUUGUCAUCUUGUCUAUGGACUCGUUCUACAAACCCCUGACACCCGAGCAAUCUGCCGCGGCAUUCCGGAACGAGUUCGAUUUUGAUUCCCCGGACGCUAUAGACUUCGACAUUCUAGUCGACCGCUUGAAAGACAUCAAGAGCGGCAAAGUUGCUGAAGUGCCUAUUUACUCGUUCCAAAAGCACGCUCGUCUUCCCAAGACAACUACAAUCUAUUCUCCGCAUGUUUUGAUUCUAGAAGGCAUAUUCGCCCUGCAUGACCCCCGCGUACUUGACCUUCUGGAUCUCAAAAUCUUCGCAGAGGCCGAUGCAGACCUAUGCCUCUCCAGACGUCUUGUGCGGGACGUCAAAGAACGAGGUCGCGAUAUCGAAGGCUGCAUCAAGCAGUGGUUUGGCUUUGUUAAGCCAAACUUCUACAAAUACGUUGCUCCACAGCGAGAGAUAGCCGAUCUCAUCAUCCCGAGAGGCAUAGAGAACAAGGUUGCGAUUACUAUGGUGAGCAACCAGGUUCGACAGACGCUGAGAAGUAAAAGUAUGCAGCACCAGACGGAGCUGAGACGUCUGGGUAAGAUUGCGGAAGAUAGCCCUUUGAGCGAGAAUGCGAUUGUGCUCAAGCAGACGAAUCAGGUCAAAGGAAUGCAUACGCUGCUCCUGAAUCCGACCACGUCGAGGGAAGACUUUCUGUUCUACUUUGACCGCAUGGUAGCUCUGCUGAUCGAGACUGCGGCGGACUUUUUACCAUUUGCGCCGCGCCAGGUCACAACGCCACAGGGUACGACAUACCAGGGGCUAAAAAAGGACGCAGAAGUCAGUGCUGUCGUGGUUUUGCGUGGUGGAAGUGCAUUCGAGACAGGCCUACGAAGAACAAUCCCAGAUUGCCGGACGGGCAGAGUUCUGAUCCAAACCAACUACAGGACUGGUGAGCCAGAGCUACAUUUUCGGGCUCUCCCAACGAACAUUGCUGAGCAUGGACUGGUCUUGGUUUUGGAUCCCCAGUUUUCCACCGGUGCAGCAGCGCUGAUGGCAGUCAGAGUGCUUGUCGAUCACGGCGUUCCUGAAAACAAGAUAGUUUUCGUGACGUAUACUGCAGGUCGGGUGGGUGUAAAUAGGGUGUUGAGUGCGUUUCCAGACAUCAAAAUAGUGAUUGCGAGGCUAGGAAACGACGAGGAGGCACGGUGGGUGGAGACCAAGUAUCUUGGGUGCUGAGGCAGGAUCGCGGUGUCGUUUUGAAUGUGUAUAGCGGCAAGCUUGGUCACAUUGUGCUUAUAAUUUUACAUGGUCAUAUGUUGAGCUAGAAUGUAAACAGCUAACAUCUAUGUCUCAA